This is a messenger RNA of Lindgomyces ingoldianus, 1788 nucleotides long. RefSeq lists its product as uncharacterized. The record is from RefSeq and is a predicted model, not a curated record. Lineage: Eukaryota; Fungi; Ascomycota; Dothideomycetes; Pleosporales; Lindgomycetaceae. Bases 127 to 1638 code for a protein of 503 amino acids. The transcript is spliced from 2 exons.
CUUCCAGGAUUAGCAGUGACGUCUGAAACCCACCAAGGCCAGGUACCAGCACAGCCAUCAUGGCCUUCAACAACACCAUGGAUCACGGCUAAGUCACCUUAACUUCUCCCACGAUAUCUCGCAACCAUGAUCGGGACCUCCGUUCCCGAAUACAUCUUCAUCCGCAUCAGCACCUUUGCCCUCCGCGCCAUCACCCCGCUCAGCGUCUUCUACGUCGCCUUCUCCAUCGCGGACCCGCCGUCUUCUUCCCUGAGAAAGGCUGCGCUUGCGUGGGCCACGGUCGAAGCAGGCUUCUAUCUACUUGUUUUCUUUCCCCGGAAACGGCAGCUGCAAAGCCCGGCACAGCAUCCGCUACCGCUCGAUCGGGAAGAGAGGCAGGAGCUAUGGAGCAAAUGUGCAGGGAACAUACCUGAGCCAGAGGCAUAUUUGAGCAAGUGGUUUCUCGGGGCGAAGGCGCAGGAAAUUGCGAGGGGUAACGUGAGGGAAUGGCUGAGGUGGGCUAUGUUUGGUAAGGGCGAUGCAGACGGGAAGUUGGCUGAAGAGGAUGAGGAGGAGCUGGAGGGGUAUGUGGACGGCGUUGAGGUGGUGAUGGGUAGGAAGCUUGACGCCGGAAUGGGGAGUGCGAAGAGCUUGAGGUUGACAGUCGAUGAGGUGAAGAUGCUGCAUCGUCCAUUUUUGUGGUAUAUGAUUGUGGGACUCGUGGAUACACUUACGGCAGGCUAUCUCUGGUACAACGGCUUCAAGCUUCACCGAACCCCAAUGCGUCAAUGGCUCGGCGUAUUUCCUUGGAGACUCUGCUGUCUCUUUACAUCACGUAUUUCCCCAGCUUCUAAUCUGAACUACUGGUCCCGCCCACACACGUCUAAGACUCGCCUACCAGUGCUCUUCAUCCAUGGCAUAAGCAUGGGCCUAUAUUCAUACGCCCAAUUCCUCGCCGAAAUAACAAAGCACGACCCGUUGGGACCAGAAGACGGUGAAAUUGGUAUCAUCGCAAUCGAAAUCUUGCCCAUUAGCUUCCGCAUCACGUCGCCUGUUCUUGCUAAGCAAGAAAUGGUCCGCCAGAUCUCUGACAUCAUUCACGCACAUGGGUGGGACAAAUUCGUUCUAGCAUCACACUCGUAUGGCUCGGUGAUUACGACGCAUCUCCUCCAGACUCCUCAUGUCGCGAGAAUGAUCGGCCCGGUUGUGUUUAUUGAUCCCGUCACCUUCAUGCUCCAACUCCCGGACGUAGCUUACAAUUUCACUGCUCGUCCGCCCCGCGGCGCGAAUGAGCACCAACUCUACUACUUUGCUAGCACGGAUAUGAUGGUCGCCCAUACCCUCGCGCGAAACUUCUUCUGGUCAGAGAAUAUUCUCUGGAAAGAGGACGUCGCGGGCAGAGAUGUUACUGUCAGUCUAGGAGGAAGAGACCUAAUCGUGGACACUGAGAUUGUGGGAAAGUAUCUCGCGGGAGUUGGAUGGGAGAGUGAGGACCAAGAGUGGAAGAAGAGAGAUUGGACAGGGUCUGGGUUGGAUUUACUCUGGUUUCCGACAUGCGAUCAUGCUCAGGUAUUUGAGCGGAAGGAAGGCAGGAAGAGGUUGGGGGAUGUUGUGAGAGCGUAUGCCGAGAGGAGGGAAGUUGGUGAUGAGCUUCCUUGAAACCUGGCUAAGGCACGCGCGACAAUAAAUCUCCACUGCUUAUUGGUGCGUGGAGGUAUAUUCUUCAUUCCGGUCAUUGGGAAUAGAAGGCGUUGCAGGGAAUUCUAGCCUUUCAUUUGAAGCGUCGAAUGCAUCUUGGUUUUACUUUCA